This is a messenger RNA of Linum trigynum, 1510 nucleotides long. Lineage: Eukaryota; Viridiplantae; Streptophyta; Magnoliopsida; Malpighiales; Linaceae. The record is from the annotation of a GenBank genome assembly.
UGCAUCUAUAUAUUGUCCACGCCCGUUUCCCUCCUUUGCUGGUUCUUUGUCUCCUCCAUUGAUCCCAAUCUCUGCCUAGCUUCUCCCUAACCUCCUCCACGUGUUCUCUCUUUCACCUUCUCCAUUCUGCUUUCUCUCUCCCUCAAAACACAAACAACUUAAAGUACUAAACACACCAUGGAAACGCCUUCCUUGACCUACAUAUCCUCCGGCAAUGAGAGUUUGUGCUGCGUAGAAGAAAAUAAUGAUGACGAUGAAGACUCCUUGCUCUUGCUUUCCCUUGCUCCUCCUGGUCAACAACCCAUCAUCAGCAGCAGCAGCAGUAGUAAUAGCACUCACCCUUCCACAAAAACCAAUGAUCACCACAUAUUCACCAACCCUACCACCAAUGAUGAAACUAGUUUUACUGCUGGUGGUGUAACAGUAGCUUUGCAUAUUGGCCUUCCUCCUCCACCAACAACCACCACCCCAAACCCUAACCCUAAUAACGCCUCUCCAUCUGAAUCUCCUCUUGCACACGAGGGACAGUAUUGGAUCCCUUCCCCUUCCCAAAUCCUCGUCGGCCCAACUCAGUUCUCCUGCCCCGUCUGCUCCAAGUCCUUCAACCGUUACAACAACAUGCAGAUGCAUAUGUGGGGGCAUGGAUCUCAGUACCGAAAGGGCCCCGAGUCGCUUCGAGGAACGAAGCCGGCUUCCUCGAUUCUCCGACUCCCGUGCUACUGCUGCGCCGACGGGUGCAGGAACAACAUCGACCACCCGAGGUCGCGGCCGUUGAAGGAUUUCAGGACCCUGCAGACGCACUACAAGAGGAAGCACGGGGUGAAGCCGUUCGGGUGCAGGAAGUGCGGCAAGAGCUUCGCGGUGAGAGGCGACUGGAGGACACACGAGAAGAACUGCGGGAAGCUCUGGUUCUGCAUUUGUGGGUCAGAUUUCAAACACAAGAGGUCGUUGACGGACCACGUGCGUGCUUUUGGGGACGGCCAUUCCCCACACACCGUGGAGCCCUAUGUGGAGAAUGAAGUCGAAGAUGAUGACGAUGAAGAAGAAGAAGAUUACAGUAGUAAUGAUGAUGACGAAGAAGAGUAUAGUCAUCCACGUUUGAGCAAUAAAAAUGGUGAGGUGACACGUCAUCAUCAUAUUAAUCGUGGUCCGUACCUCUACUAAGUUAGUUGCUAAAUGCUGUAAUAAAUAUUGUUAUGAUGAUGAUGAUUAUGAUUAUAUAGGAAUAUCCAAAGGGCAUUGUUGUAGUUUAUGGGAUUGGGAGGAGUGUGUAUUUUUGUUUGGUAUUUAAGAUAAGAGGGUGGGAGGAAAUGGAGAUGGAGAUGAAAGACAAACAGUAUAGUGAAAGGUGGAAAGGGUGAUAGGUCCCUCCCUGGUGCUGAUUGCUACCUCUUGCAAGUUUCUAAAUUGAAAGGUAAGAAGACAAGACCUCUUUUUAGGUAUAUACUUUUUUACCUCUCCUCCUUUUGCUUUGCAUUUAACGUACGGGAAAUAAUAAUAACUGAUCGAG